UCACUAAACCCACUGACCGGAGAAAUGCUGGCUCUGCAUAAGAAUUCCUACUGCUGAAAAGUGUUCGAAGCAAGUGCAAAGCAUACAAGGAGUUAAUUAUAUCCAGAGAUACCAGGAGCCAUAAUCGGGGACGGAGUCCCCGAUUAUGGCUCCUGGAGAUACUUAAUUAUAUGUGUUAUACGUGUAGCUUCGUUUUAAUCGAACAAGGUCAAAUUUUCCGACACAACUCCUCUGAGACGAGAUUCCGACAGGCGACAUAGGAAUCUUGCGAAAUGCCGACAUGGCUGGUGGCGAAUUUCAGACAGGGGACAUGGGUACCCCCCCAAACGGGGCCUCGAUAAUGUCCAAGGGCAAAUAUCCGAGCAUAUUUUCGCGCCAAAUGAAGCCUAUAUUGUUUAUUAUCCUUGAUAUAUUUUUGGCAACAAGCGCAUUUUGGGGCACUCGGAUAUUCUCUAGUUUUAGCCGGGGCAUAUUGACGGUCAUUUAGACCAAUCGUGUGCGAGCAAAAAUAUUUGAUAGAUUAUAAGUCCUGAUAUCAUCUAUUUGCCUGACGAGACGGUAUUUUAUGCGGCUUGCCAGAAUUGAGUAAACAAUUUUACCAGGUUCCUUUGGUUCGGCUAAAGGACAGUCUAUCAUUUGUUUCGGUUUCAACUUUGUAAUUUAUACUUGGUAUUCCGGGAUUUGAGCUGACAAAGGAACCAGAUACAAAGAUGUCACUGUACAAGUAUUCUGAGGCAGCCCAGAUAGGCAUCACCGCCGCUUUCUGCUUCCUGGUAAUCGCAGACCUGGUUGGUAACAGCCUGGUCUGUGCGGUCGUUCUUCGUAACAGGAUAAUGCGUACCCCCAUGAACUACCUCCUGGUGAAUCUAGCCGUUGCCGAUAUGACUGUAGCCGUGUUCAUCGCGGCGCGCUACAUCUUCACGCUGAUAUUUACGCAACCGAAAGGGACAGCCGGCGACGUUGUAUGCCAGCUCAUCACCGGCGAGGCGUUUGUGUGGGUCGGCGCGCUGGCUUCUGCUUUCUCCCUCGUCUGCAUCGCGCUAGAACGCUACCUCGCCAUUAAAUUCCCUUACGAUGUACGCAAAAGGAUAACAACUACCAAGCUCAAGCGUAUUGUUGUUCUAGGCUGGGUGCUAGCUGUUUCAUGGAACAUGCCUCUUUUCAUUUACGCGCGGUAUGAUCCAGUCAGCGAAUUCUGUCUGUUCAAAUGGCCCACUGCUAAUUUCGCUCAAUUCCACAGCCCCCUAUGUGCCAUUGUUUAUGGCGUUCUACCGAUCACAAUCAUGAUUUACCUGUAUUCCAAGCUAGUGUACAAGCUAUGGUUUCGUCCCACGACUACGUCGACCAUGGCACAACAAAACAAGUUGCGCUACUGCAAGAAAUCCGCCCGACUCGUGGUCACGGUCAGCGUGAUUUACUCCAUCUGUUGGAUCCCAGUUCUCGUUGUCUACGUUUUCUCUUCAUUCAGCAGGCAGCCGCUUUACUCAGCCGUGCACACGACCAGCAUCGUCUUGGUCACUCUCAAUUCUGCUAUAAAUCCUGUGUUAUACAGCUGGCAGAGUGAGCGUUUUCGGAAGCACAUGCUAGCGCUGCUACCGUUUUCUUGCACGCACCAGCGUUGCAGAAUCGACCCCGCCAAACAAGUCACAUCUACAGAUCAAGAUUCAAACAAGACUUCGGGCGGUACAGAGCUGAUUCAGUUCGUGAGUAGAGGUCCCAUGGCCUAAUAAAUAACGCAUAAUUUCUCUCGAAUUAAGUUUACUGCUUCGGUUUGAGGAAAUUAGCAUGGUGGCAGAAAUCUACAACGUGUACAAGUUUGAGGUUACAGCCAGUCCAACUCAAAACGUUGACCUCAGUCAAACGUCUGGGGAAUUUUUCAUUUUCAUUACGGGGGAUUUCAUUUACCAAGAAGUGGAAACAUGAACGAGGAUGUAGAAAGUAAUCGGUUGCUUUUGUAGAAAUGUUUUCGGUUGUUUCAAGGAAACGAGUUUUUUAGUUUACUUAUGCGCACUGAAAGCAGUUUGAGCGUUGACGCACCUCUGACGUCUUCAAAAAAAA
Molecule: messenger RNA, 2058 nt
Organism: Orbicella faveolata
Lineage: Eukaryota; Metazoa; Cnidaria; Anthozoa; Scleractinia; Merulinidae
Product: QRFP-like peptide receptor
Biological process (GO): G protein-coupled receptor signaling pathway
Cellular component (GO): plasma membrane
Molecular function (GO): G protein-coupled receptor activity
Source: RefSeq, a predicted model, not a curated record